Spirodela intermedia is the source of this 6370-nucleotide messenger RNA. Lineage: Eukaryota; Viridiplantae; Streptophyta; Magnoliopsida; Alismatales; Araceae. The record is from the annotation of a GenBank genome assembly.
AUGAAAGGGCAACCAGGCACGCCACAAUCUUGGUCAAAACAGCAAUCUGGUUACAAUGAUAUGCAGCUGUAUCAACAGCAGUUAAUGUAUAGACAGCUCCAAGAGUUUCAGAGGCAGCAACAGUUUCAUCAGUUGGACCAGGAAGCAUGGCAGCAGAGUUCACCAAACCAACUUUCUUCUCUUUCGAAGCAGGCAGCUCUUGAUCAAUUGCCCCCUGUGGUAAAUGGCAUGCCCGUUUGUGAUGCACCUAAAUACGCAUGGCAAAGUGGGAGUACGGGAUGUGAAUCAAGGACGCCAAGCAGUUCACAAAUGUAUGCUGCUGGAAACAUGAACUGGACACAGAGUGUGGGGGGUACUAGUGUUCACAGGCUGUCAAAUGGUGUCGUCUAUCCACAGGAUCAGGGACAGGUAUUGCAGUCAACUGGACAUCCUCCACAACAAGUCGACCAGUAUUUAUAUGGUACACCUAUUUCUGGCAAUAAAACCUCAUCGAAUCAGUUUUCCAGCUUUCAAGUUCUAUCUAAUGAUGGUGCUGACACAAUGGCUAGAUCUGUUGGUAACCAACUUGAAAAACUGCCUAUGCAGUUCAGUGGCUUUAAUUCUUUCCAUAGUGAUCAAGGUUUAUUUCAGGGGCAAAUGAAUGUGCAAGAUGAUCCUGCUGUUAAUCAGAGGUUCCCAGGAAAAGCUUCGUUUUACCAGCUUCCCGUUCAUAAUGUAAGAAGCGAAAACAUGUCUGAGAAUUUUGAGCAGUUGAACAGCCUGGGAAGAAGCAUUCAAGUUCAGGAUUUUAGAGGUAGCCAGGAACGAGCAGAUUGGACAGGAAGCUCACGUGAGAAAACAGCACAGGCUGGGGCCCAGGAACUGGUUAAAUUGGACGCGACAGAGCAGAAACUUUUGUUUAGUGCAGACGAUGAUAGUCCUUGGAAUGCAUCAUUUGGCAGUGGUAAUACUGAUUCUGGAGCCGCGUGCAGAAACCUUCUAGAUGGUAAUAAUAGUUUUAACGUAUUUCCAUCUCUACAGAGUGGUAGCUGGAGUGCACUCAUGCAGUCAGCUGUAGCUGAGACUUCUAGCGGUGACACUGGAUUGCAGCACGAGUGGAAUGGCUUGAGCUUUCAGCAGAAAGAACACUCCAGUGGGAACGGUCCUGCAAUGUUUAUCGACUAUGGGAAGCAACAAACUAGUUUGAUUGAAAACUUGCAAAGUGAAUCUUCUAUAACUCCUAGACCUUUCCCUUUAUUUGAUGACACGGAUGUGAGUUCACACGAUCAAGCUGCUACUAUGUUCCAUCAGCCUUCUUUUAAAUCUGUUUACAAUCGUGAUCGUGAAUUGCACGCAGAGAUCUCUCAUCAAUGUCUUCAACAAUCAUCUAAGGAUGCCAACAGUCAGGUAGAUAAGAGUCAACUUCAUUCCCAGUUUCAUGGGGGCAGUGAACCACAAAUGCAUUUUAGAGAUACCUCAGCUGGUACUUGGACUGGGCAAUUAUGUGAGCAACCGGCAAGCACUGUGCCAGUAGAAGCGAGGUCAAAUCCACUGAACAUGCAGGACACCUGGGCUCAGCAACAGAAUAUGCCCUCGUACAAUAUUGGUACACAAUUAUACAAUAAGAUGAAUGGUUGGAGAAUAAAUGAAUCGAGUGGGGACGCUGCCUUAAAAGUUCAAGAUCUUGGAAGUCCUGCACAGCAGUCCCAAGCGAGUAGUCCUACAGGAGCCAUGCAUAUAAGAAAGGAGCACGAUGGAAAUAUGGGGAAAACUGAUGGAAAUCAAAAGUCUGCUCGUAUUUCUCGUUCGACUGGUGGUUUUAGUUUGGGAAAAUCCGAAAUGGGUAUUCCCCAGGUGCAAACUGGGGAUCUUCAUAUGGGUACCUUUGCUGGGGUUAAUUUAUAUAAUUCUAAGUCAACUCAGGAUAUGAAUCAACGAUCUCUUACAGCGCAUCAGUCUGAUUAUGGUUUGCAUGUGCCAUCUGAUUAUUCUAGAAAAUCUAAAGGGAACGAGGAUGUGGGAAAAUACCAGAAUACGGUAAAUAACAGUUCUCAAGUGUGGGAAUCAUCUAUGAACGUCUCCACUAAGGCUUCUGCUGAAGUUUAUGACAGAAGAAAGGAGAAGGAUGUCCAGAAAGAGGUGUCUGAUGAGGGUUACAUCUCUGCUAAUUCACAUUCUGGUGAGGGUAUUGAUUCCGGAUUUUUGGGGAGGGUUAAGGCUUCCACACUUUUCGGAAUUCCAUCGCGUCCUGCUAGUGGCAGUGGAAAUGCCUCGGGACACAUUGGUCAAAGUACUUCAGGUCCUAGGAGGUUUCAAUUCCACCCGAUGGGAAAUUUGGGGGAUAACGCGGAACCUGAUACCCCAAAACGUAACCUCUAUGCACAGGGAACGUCCCAUAUGCCACCUCAUGGACUGAAGAAUCAGGACCAAGGAUAUAUCAGGCCAUCACAGUUUGCUGGUCGUUCUGCAUCUAACAGCACAAGGGAUGUAGAGAAGGUAAAUUGCUAUUCUUUGAAUUUGACGAUGAUUUUAGAAAUAUUUAUAUGUUGAUUAUUUUUCAAUGGUUAUUUUUUUUGGGAAUGUGGUCCAAGCUAAUUCUUCUUUCCUGCAGAAUUCGUUUGAUUCCCAAGGAAAUGUAAAGGGAACGGAGAAGGGACACCCUGGUGGCAAUAACUUCAGUCGUGAUUCUAACAUUCCUGAUUCAUUUGAUGAAUCUGCAGCAUUUUUGGCACAAAACAGAACUGGUCAGACGAGGUGAUUUUCAUCAUUUUUUUGUUUUAAAAAUUCAUAUUUCUUUUAGCUUUUUUAUUGUUAUGCGAUCUUUACUCCGAGACUUUAUCAUCUUCUUUCUUACCCGUCCUUAGGGUCCUGGGUUGGCUUUCUCGCCUUAGUUGGUUUUCAAGUCUGGUGUUUCCAGAGUUUACCAUUUGCAUUCUCGCUGUCUCCAUAUCCGGAAAGAGUUUACCGUUUGUGAUGACGAAAUUCCCAUAUGUUUCUUCUGCAACAAGUGAGAUCCUUUGACAUUAGUUUUGAAUUUGAUAUCUGCAGUCAAAAUAUGCUCGAACUUCUUCAUAAGGUGGACCAAUCAAGGGAUACCAACUCCAUCGCUAGUCAUGGUUUUUCCAAUCGUAAUAUGAUAUCUGAGAGGUCUGAUGCCGCUUCUGGUAUGCCAUCUACUUCACAACAGCCUUCCACUUUACAAGGGAUGGGGUUACACUUGUCCCUGCCAUCACAACAUCAAUCAAUGCUGUCAAAAGCUGUUCUAGAUCAUAAUUCAAGGCAUUUUGAUUCAGCUGUGCAAGGAGAGAAAAACCAGAUGUAUCCAACUACAUCAGUUUCCGUUCGAUCUCUGACCACGAUGCAUGAAACUCCUCAAAGGGAAACUUUGAAUAAUAUGUCGCACUCAUCUGAACAGCCUGGCAAGGAAAUCUCUCAGACAACGUCGAUUACUUCUUCUAGCCCGCGUUUCUUCCCACUCGACUCGCAACAAUUGCAACAGCAUCAACAACAGCUCUCUGUUUCUAGUGGACAUUUCACAACAGAACAGUCAGUGAACAUGCCUUCUCGUAACCAGAUUGACCCCGAUGUACACACAAAAGAUCCUUCUGAUGGCAGACUGACCAAUGGCUCGCUUAGCAGAGACAUACAUGGUGAAGCUUUAGCAAAUCGACCUAGUCAGGUAUUGUUACCAGGUGUAGCCGGUCAGGUUGCACCUUCCAGGCUAGCUUGUCCAUCUGAUACUCGCCAAGCUCCAUCGACCCAUCCAUAUUCCGGGGACAUGGGCCUACCUCCGGCAACAAGCACGUCCGCUUCUCAUCCAAGAAGCUCAAUACCCGGGUUGGGUGUACGGUCAGUUUCACAACCUUCAGUCAGACCUGGUGUGUCCCAGCAGGGAGCAUUCUCCGCUAUGCUGCAAAAUGUAUGGACAAAUGUAUCUGCUCAGCGGCGCUUACCUGACAAGCCAAGCCCAAAUUUAUCUCAGUCUGUCCGCUCUAGCCCGUUGGAUACAAGCCCCUGGUUGUCAAAUAGGUCUGACGAUCGAGGGAGUCAGAAAGGACAAAGUACUGCUACUUGUUCAAUAGAUUCUCAACAUAGUACCGUGGGGGAGCAACAGGCAAGUAAAGAGAAUGCUGUGCGUCAAAUUCUGUCCGGGAGGUCAGAUAUUUCUCCACAUGGAUCUGGUGCCACUCAAGUGGGAGAAUCUUUACCAAAGCAUUCUGCUGCUGGAAACUCUUCUUUGGCCAUUCCAUCCUUUGUACAGUUAUACCAGCAAGACAUUGGUAGGGCAAAGCUCGAGCAAGGUUCACACCUUGAAAAGCAACCGAGCCAUUCUUCGCUGUUGAAUAUUGCCUCUUCUGGCCGUGAUAUUGGUUCUCCCAGCCAUCGUUUAAAAUCACCUGAUGGUCAGCAUCCAAAUUACUCUCUUCUGCAACAGGUUCAGGCAAUGAAGGCAAUUGAGUCGGACCCCAACAAACGGCUUGGGAAGAGGCUGAAAGCGGCAGAUUCUGCUCCUGAUUCCCAGGAAAUGACUGGGAAAGCACCUCAGACAUUAAUUUACGGAUAUAAUGCUGUAGCUAGAGUUCCCUCGUAUAAGGAGUUAAAUUUAAGUGGUAGUCAAAGUCCGUUUCCAUCUGAUACCAAGAUGCUAUGUUUCUCAUCAGAGGCCAGUGCCAACGAGAGUGUGGUUGGACCUUCUCAAGUUAUUCGGAAAGAGGUGCAAUCUCAGGUUUUGACUGGUAUCAGUCCUAAUGAUUCUCAGAAUCAACCUCGUGGUCUUAGUAUCACCUCCAACUCAUCUCCAUCAGCAGGAAUCUCACCUUCCCGGAUUGAUCCACAGAUGGCGCCGUCAUGGUUUGAUCAAUAUGAAAACUUAAAAAAUGAGCAGAUUUUAUCCACGUACAAUUCAUUAGGUGAUCAGAAAACUGCAGGAGCUGCUGUCCAGCGUUUGUCCUUUCCAAACGUUUCCAGCAGCACGGACGUGCCUAGUUCUGCUGGGAAAAUGAAUGAUUCUGAUCAGGUUGAAUCUGUUUGGAGAAGGAGUUUAUCUGCUGCUGCCAACGAGCAUCCUUCCCCCUUUCACACACCUGCGGAUGCUGUUGACCAUGAUCUGAUCCAAAGACCAAAGAGGCAUAAACCUUUAUUGUCGGAACGCUCACCUUGGCACAAAGAAAUCACGCACGAAUCUGCAAGGCUACCGAGUGUCAGGUAGUCUUACACAAAAAUAAAGACAGUUUUCUACUUGUCUUUGACCCUUUUCCAUGCUUUUGAAAUGUUUCUUGAAGAACCGGUUUAGUGGCAUUUCAUUCUCAGGUUUUCUUAUUUGGAUCUAAAUUCUUAAGUUUUCCUGUUGACAGUAUGGCCGAAGUUAGCUGGGCACAUACUGCAAAUAGACUGAUUGACAAGGUUUGCCAGAAGCUUUUCUUUAUUUUUUUCCAAUAGUAUAAUUAUUUUUGGCUUUUCAUGCGCCGGAAGGGCCUUUUUUUGGGAUGAUGUGAAAAAUCUAAGAGAAAAUAUUAGAGGAUGAUUUUGGAAUUAUUUUUUUCAAACAGGUUGACGAUGAAGUUGACAUGGGUGAGGAUAUACUGUACGGACCCCGGGCCCGUAGGAGACUUAUAUUGACUACUCAGCUGAUGCAGCUGCUGCUUCCUGCUGUGCCCAUGAAAAUCCUUUGCUCGGAUGCCAACUUACAUCAGGACAGUGCGACGUACCUUGCUGCUAGACUGGCUCUAGGGCGUGCAUGCGGUGGCAUGUCAAGCUCAAGAAGGGGCUCCACUGUUCCAUCAAGCGGCGCUGAUCUGUAAGUUCUGGGUCUCAUCUCUAUGCCAUUUGGUCUCCUACACUUUUUCUUCUCUAUCUAGUGACAGAUAUUUUCAGACAAGAGCUAUCCCUCUUUGAUCACCAUUCGCUCCACCCUCUUUGAUCUGUCUAGGGCGUCUGAGAGACUUGAGACCUCGGAAAGGGACGGAGACGGGUUUUUCUCGAAAGUUGCAGAGGACUUCAUCGCCAGAGCGAGGAAGAUGGAAGGUGAUCUAUCAAGGUAAGAUGAGCUUCCAUUCUUCACCUGGUUUUAGUGUGUCCCCGUAUGGUACUUCUCCGCCUGAGACUUUACUGCCCUCCUCCAUUUAUUUGAUGUUGCAGGUUGGAGAGCGGUGCCUCGGUUCCGGACGUGAGAGUCGAGUGCCAGGACCUGGAGAGGCUCUCCUUGGUCAACCGCUUCGUUAGGUUCCAUAGCCGGGGUCAACCCGGAGGAGUCGAGAGCUUGCCGACGACCUCCGAGGCGGCGGCCGCUGCCACCCCCACCCCCCGGAGGAUAUACCCCCAGAGAUACGUGGCCGCCCUGCCGAUGAUGCCCGGAAGUCAACCUGAGGGAGUGACCUGCCUCUCUCUCUGA